AUGUCCAGUAUGACCCCUGCUGCCUUGAGACAGGCAUCCCGAGCCUAUGCGCGUCGCUUCCAGCAUGGCUCCCUGAACUCCUUCCUGCCCAGACGGGCGCUCGCCACCGGUGGCAUUGUGGCCCGGAGAUCCUAUGUCACCGAGACCAAGGCGGGAAAUGCCCAGGUCACGAUCGAUACCGCUAUCAAGCAGGAGCAGAAGGCUUUUGCCAACCAGACCGGCGUCAAGCCCGGACGCGUGGAGCUACCUAGCUCCAGCGUCUCCGGAGAUGCCGCGAUGAGCCCGACCGCGGGCAUCUUGAAGCAGGCUACGAUCAUGGAUCAAGGAACGCGACCCGUGUAUCUUGACAUGCAGGCGACAACCCCGACCGAUCCCCGCGUGCUUGAUGCGAUGCUGCCCUACCUGACUGGCAUCUACGGCAACCCUCACUCGAGAACCCACGCCUACGGUUGGGAAUCAGAGAAAGCUGUCGAGCAAGCUCGUGAACACGUCGCCAAGCUUAUCGGAGCCGAUCCCAAGGAGAUCAUCUUCACCAGCGGUGCCACCGAGAGUAACAACAUGAGCAUCAAGGGUGUCGCUCGGUUCUUCGGUCGCUCCGGAAAGAAGAAGCACAUCAUCACCACCCAGACUGAGCACAAAUGUGUCUUGGACAGCUGUCGCCACCUCCAGGAUGAGGGCUUUGACGUGACAUACCUGCCCGUGCAGAACAACGGUUUGAUCCGCAUGGAGGAUCUUGAAGCCGCCAUCCGUCCGGACACUGCCCUUGUCAGUAUCAUGGCCGUCAACAAUGAGAUUGGUGUCAUCCAGCCAUUGGAGGAGAUUGGCAAGCUUUGCCGUUCUAAGAAGAUCUUUUUCCACACCGAUGCCGCUCAGGCGGUCGGCAAGAUCCCCCUGGACGUGAACAAGCUCAACAUCGACUUGAUGUCCAUCUCCGGCCACAAGAUUUACGGCCCCAAGGGUAUCGGAGCGUGCUACGUCCGCCGCAGACCUAGGGUUCGUCUCGAGCCUUUGAUCACCGGUGGUGGUCAGGAGAGAGGCUUGCGCAGUGGUACUCUUGCUCCUCAUUUGAUCGUCGGCUUUGGUGAGGCCAGUCGCAUUGCGGCACAGGAUAUGGAGUACGACUCGAAGCACAUCUCCCGUCUCUCGAAGCGUCUGAGCGACGCACUUCUUGGCAUGGAGCACACCACUCUCAAUGGAGAUGCUACCCGUCACUACCCGGGCUGUGUUAACAUCUCCUUUGCCUACAUCGAGGGCGAGUCCCUUUUGAUGGCCUUGAAGGACAUUGCCCUGUCGUCCGGUAGUGCUUGCACUUCUGCCUCGUUGGAGCCCAGCUACGUCCUGCGGGCGCUUGGUAGCAGCGACGAGAGUGCACACAGCAGUAUCCGCUUUGGAAUUGGCCGUUUCACGACGGACAGCGAGAUUGACUACGUGCUCAAGGCCGUCCAGGACCGGGUUACCUUCCUUCGUGAGCUGAGCCCGUUGUGGGAGAUGGUGCAGGAGGGCAUUGAUCUGAGCACCAUUGAGUGGAGCCAGCACUAA
Molecule: messenger RNA, 1539 nt
Organism: Aspergillus fijiensis CBS 313.89
Lineage: Eukaryota; Fungi; Ascomycota; Eurotiomycetes; Eurotiales; Aspergillaceae
Product: IscS subfamily cysteine desulfurase
Exons: 2
Coding region: 1-1539 (512 amino acids)
Biological process (GO): [2Fe-2S] cluster assembly
Cellular component (GO): cytosol; nucleus; mitochondrion
Molecular function (GO): cysteine desulfurase activity; pyridoxal phosphate binding
Source: RefSeq, a predicted model, not a curated record